Molecule: messenger RNA, 4357 nt
Organism: Haliotis rufescens (red abalone)
Lineage: Eukaryota; Metazoa; Mollusca; Gastropoda; Lepetellida; Haliotidae
Product: ultra-long-chain fatty acid omega-hydroxylase-like
Exons: 11
Coding region: 79-1617 (512 amino acids)
Molecular function (GO): heme binding; iron ion binding; oxidoreductase activity, acting on paired donors, with incorporation or reduction of molecular oxygen
Source: RefSeq, a predicted model, not a curated record
CGUGUGCAAGGCUGGAAAGGGUGACACAAACACGGUUGUGAUACUGUGUCCCGGUGUGGAUGAGAGACGUUUGUAAACAUGGGCCCGCAGGAUCUUGUAUCUCGUCUCAAUCGUAAAACUGUUCUGCAGUCUGCAGGGACAUCUGUCCUCCUGUACGUGGCCUACCGCGUAAUCAGGUUCCUGGUCUGGUAUCGGCGUCUCUUCAGCUUCUUCAACAAGUGUCAGGGUGUCAAGGACUUCUCCUGGAGGACCGGCAACCUGCAUUUGUUCCCUAAGGAGUUUGAGAAGCGUGCUGAAGUGGAGAAGGAAUGGAUGAGGAGAUACCCCAAGUAUUUCCGGCUCUGGAUAGGACCUCUCAAUCCAGUCAUCAGGGUGUACCAUCCAGACUCUAUCAGAGCCAUCAUCAAGUCAUCAGAGCCAAAGCCGAGGGGAUUUGGAGGCCCAUAUGAAACAUUACUGCCCUGGCUGGGGGAGGGUCUCCUGAUUGCGGGGGGACAACGCUGGUACCGAUCUCGCCGCCUUCUCACCCCCGCCUUCCACUUCGACAUCCUUAAACCCUACGUCGACGUCUCCAACAACGCCAUUGACACCAUGAUGGAGAAGAUUGACAAGCACGUGGAGGAAGGCACCAGCUUUGAGGUGUUCAACAUGAUCAGCAUGUGUACAUUUGAUAUCCUGUUGAGGUGCGCCAUGUCUGUCGAGGAAAACAUACAGCAACAGGGGCAAACACACCCGUAUGUAAACGCAGUGAAUGACUUACUCGCCCUGGCUGUAGACCGAAACAUCAACCCAUUGCACUUCUUUGACUUCAUCUUUUACAACUCGUCCGAGGGGAAGAAGUUUAAGAAGCAGUGUGACUUUGUACAUCGCUGGGCGGAAGACAUCAUCGACAAGAGGCGACAGACCUUGGAGAGAGAUGGACCCCCCAAGACCCGCUACCUCGACUUCUUGGACGUCCUGCUGAGUGCCCGAGAUGCUGAUGACAAGGGCCUCACGCCGCUGGAGAUCAGGAAUGAAGUCGACACGUUCCUCUUUGAAGGUCACGACACAACGGCCAGUGGGAUAUCAUGGACGCUGUUUACCAUGGCCUCCAAACCCGAGUUCCAGACCCGGAUACAGAAUGAACUGGACACACUACUGGACGGAAGAGAGUCCAAGCACAUCACCUGGGAUGACAUCCCCAAGAUGGAGUAUCUGACGCGAUGUCUGAAGGAAGGAAUGAGGUUCCACUCGCCCGUUCCGUUCGUCAGUCGGAAACUGGAGAAUCCCAUGAACAUUGACGGGAAGGUCUUUCCAGUAGGAACCCUUGUAUCACUGGGGAUAUGGAAUAUUCAUCACAACCCGGAAGUGUGGGAGGAUCCGGAUGUAUAUGAUCCAGAUCGGUUUCUGCCCGAGAACAUCCAGAAGAAGGACACCUACGCAUAUAUCCCUUUCUCAGCUGGUCCACGAAACUGUAUCGGACAACAUUUCGCCCUAAAUGAGGAAAAGGUCAUGCUUGGAAGAAUUCUUCAAAGAUACAAGUUAGAGGUAGAUAUGAGCCACAAGGUCGGACGAAGAACUGCCGGCGUAAUGAAGUCGACUGAAGGACUGUGGGUGUUCGCCAGACACAGACACUGAACAUUCCAGCGGAACAUAUUGACACUGAACAUUCUAACAAAAGGCGGACAUUCUAUUUCCGUGCCCACGCUGAAAGCGCACAUACAAAUUUAACAUUAAUUGUGUUGGAUUUAUUAUUAUUGUUUGCAAUCUAUUUUAUGCCUUCAUUAACACUAUAACUUACUCCACAAAAAACAGGCUGUGCCCCUGUCACUGUUGGAAUAACCACACGUUAUGCACAAUUGUGUGCGUGUGUUCAGAAAGAUUUGUCACAAAUAUAGCGAAUGUCAUCUGCCGUUUACUGAGAAAACAAUAAGUGGAAUGCUUAACGUUAUCCUUGAUAACAUCUAUGUAACAUUUAGGGAAGAAGUAGACAUUCCCGUGGGCACCAACUGUGCUCCACGUCUUACGGAUCUGUUUCUUUAUGCAUAUGAAUUUGAAUUUCUGUUUGGAUUAACAAUACCAAAAACAAGGGAAUUUGGCCAUGAAGUUUAACUUAAGCUUCAGGUAUAUCGAUGAUCUGAUAUCGUUCAAUAACAACAAAUAUCCUUCCACUAAUUUACCCACUGAACUAGAAAUAUGAGACCAGUGUGACCGCCUGAUCUGUUUCAAAUUUAGAUACAUGCAUCAAUCUUCAGAGUGACAAAAACAAGAGGGAUUUUCCUGUUAACAUUCCCUUUAUCUCGAGCAAUAUUUCGACAGCUCCAGAUUGUGUUGUCCACCUGUCUACGUAUGUAGCACAAUGGGGCACGCUCUUUCUACGCAGAAUUCAAAGACUCCGGCUCAAGAACUGUUUUAUCAAGAAUACAACAUUCAAGGCCUCAAUAAAGCUUUCAAAAGUCUUUUGGUAGACAUUUUGAGACCAUAUUCAAAUUUGAAAAAUGUUCCGAUGGAAAUAUUUUGACUUGUAUCAUUUGUCCCCACUUUUUUUAAAGGUGAACAAAUGACUUGCGUUUGUCUGUUUCUGACGGGUGCUACCGGUGAAGUAGGUUUCGCCCACCUCCACGCGGACGCCUGGUAUAACCACUACUUGAUAGUGUUUCAUAAAUAGAUGCUCAUGAUAUAGUCGGAUUGUACAAUCCAGUCUGCUUUCAGCAGAGGAUUCUGAUAAAAAUUGGACGGGUUUCGACGCUUUAUUUAUGUAUCCACAAAUAUAUAGGAAGAAAAUAUAUUUUGAAGUUGUAAAUGCUUCAAACGCAUUCACAUGCUAAAUGUAUUCAACUAUUGGUAAAAGUGCACAAGUGAAUUGGGUUAAAAGCCGCUUAGAACACUAUUUGGGUUAAAUCACGGCGUCCAUCUCCUGUUUGAGGAAUGUCCGGAUUACUGGACAGUGAUUCAGGUAUUAGACAACUUUGGUAAAACCUACGAGAAAACUCGUCAAACCAAGGGUCAUAAUCAGGUCAAAAAUAGAAUUCGAACCCACCAUCACAUAUGGUCCUUGCACGACUAAGGGACGCUACUCUGCAUUGUUAUUGUUCAAUCAUAACAUUGUCAAAUGUCUCCAUUAGAGAUCGCGUAAGAUGAACUUUUGUAAUCAGGCAAUCACAUUCGAGGCUUCUAAAUGCAUGGUACAAGUGAGGAGUUCAGGUAAGCAUAUGUGACUGUUUUUAACGAAUAUAAUCGGGGAGUUCCGAAUGCAUAAGAAUAAAGCCUCACCAUAAUAUUGUUGUCUAAUUAUGCCUUCUCUUGUUUCGCGGCACCAUCCCAUCUACACUCGACAGAGUGUAUUAUCAAGAGUACUAUUGUUUAUUGUGGCGGUAUUCUCUUACUGUGAUCGAAAUUUCCGAAUCGAGGUGGUAAGAAAAAAAGCCGAAAUGUUUUAGAAAGCUGACAUCUGAUUGGCUCAUCAGAUCUUCAAUCAGAGAGGUAUCGCAUGCAAGUCAGAGAUCUGAUUUGAAUGCGAUUGGCGUCGUGAUAGCAUCAUAUUCGUCACGCAAUCCAGGAUAACCAGUCCUUGACUUCAGAACAGCGUGGUCCAUGUAUGGCAUUACGGCACAGUAGACUGUCUACCCAAUACAAUCAUAAGUGUAUGUUUGGAAAACUUCUAAAGAAACAGUUUUGCCACAUUUUGUGCCGUUAAGACCCAGAAUAUUAUAGUUUUGAAUAAUAAACAAAAUAAAUAUAACAUAAGUCUAAUCGUCGUUCAUAUGAGCGUAUGUAAUAAUUUCCUGUGCAUUGCGAUAACAGAUACAAUCUGUCCUCAGUGUAUCUAUAAUUUGUAUGGUUGUCAGGAAUUUGACAAUAUCAGCUGUUACAUGGAAGAUGUGCAUCUAAUUUCAACACUUGGUUACAUCGAGAUCAGAUAACAGCGAUGCUGCUCAUCUCGUUGCAUGCCAUUAUUUCUGUCAAUGUUCGUGUUAAGAUAACAAGUGGUUUGUUUUCAUUGUACAGUGUGAGUUCCUCAAUGAUGAUGUUAGGGAAACAUAGCUGAUCUAUAGGUCUAACUUGCCAUACCAUCCUUUGUAUGCAAAUUGUUUUCACACGGAAAUUAGGGACGGUGCCCUCUACCACACGGAAUAAAUAUCCUUAAGAAAAUAGUUUUGCUGCUUGGCAUUUAGGAAUGAAUGUGUCCUGUCAGUUAUUCUGUAUACACUUCCCCUUGAAAACUGGCUUAAUUUCAAAACACUGCGUAUCGCCAAAAAGUAAUAGAUUUUCAUAAAAUAAUUGAUAUCGAUCGCAGGAAUAUAUUUAAGCUUUACUUCAACCAAAUAAAUUCGACAAUUUCUGAGAAACUGACAGAUAGCAAGGAUUGAUGACAUGC